UCGUUUUACGGCAAGGAGCAAUCUUCCACAUGGCCUCGUCCAGUCAGGCUGUGGUCUGAGUGUUUAACGUUGUGUCACUAAAUCUGAAUGAUCGAGAGAGAUAAGUGGACGUUGCAAUCAUAGGUCACACCUAAAUAAAGUUAUGGGUAAAAGUAGAACCACUAAAUUUAAACGUCCGAAGUUUGACGCGGUCGGUUUGCCGGUGAACGCUGUGAAAGAAGUGGACGCUGUGGAGGAAGAACACGGGGAUGACGACUCUCCUGCUGCGGAAUUACUGGAGAAAUUGCAGAGUCCGAGUGCAGACGUGCGAGAGUUUGCAUGUGCCAGUAUCUCAAGGGUGGUGCAGCAGAGCCAGACCAUCCCUGGUUUCCUGCAGAGGGGCACAGUGAGGCGCCUGGGGCCCAUGAUGCUGGACGGCAGCUUGGCUGUCCGAGAAACGGCCACAGGAGCGCUCAGGAACCUGAGUACAUGUGGUGGUCAGGAGGUGUGUGAGGACAUGGUGAAGGACGACGUCAUGACUCCUCUGACAGCGCUGCUUAGAGAGUGCUGUGCUGGUUUUGAGAGUGCUGUUGUGCAGAUGAAAGACCAGAAGAAUCCAGUGGAGGAGGUAGCUAAUGAAGCAGUGAAUUUACUCUGGAAUCUAUGUGAGAGCAGCAGCCAGGCGUUGUCUGUGUUCAACAAGGCGGGUCUUCUGGACCUGGUCGUCCAGUGUCUGGAGAGACAUCCACACAAUAUCGAACUGGCCAUAUCUGCCGGCCACUGUUUGCACACUGUGACUGAGGACAACCCAGAGCUGCUGUGCAGCAUCAACAGCACCGUGCUCGGCGCCCUGGAGACCCUGCUGCUGUCAUCUCAACCCAGCAUGGCACACACUCUGCUCAGGACUCUGGCUGCAGGGACCCUGUGGAACUUGAAGGGUAAUCUGCCUGCUGCUCGUCAGGCCCAGGCUCUUAACGCUGUAGUGGCCACCUUGUCCCAAUGCCUGGAUCUUGACACCUGCACGCUCAUCCUUGAACUGAGGCAAGCAGAAGAGGUUCGUCACACCAACGAGCCGGCUACGGCAGACAGGGAUGAACAAGCUACUGGGGAACUCGCUGUGGAGGAGAUGAAUGAGGAGGAAGAGGAGGAGGAGGCACCUAAACAGAGGAAUGGGAAAGCAGGAAAGGGUGAUAAAGAUUUCUCCGACCUCCUGCCUAGGUGCAGGGAGGAGCUGAGGGAGGCUACGGCCUUGUUGACAGCCCAGCAGACGUCCUUAGAGAUCAUCGUCAACAUGUGCUGCUCUGACGACCCAUCUGAUGACGAGUGGGAGGAGGAGUCGAGCAGCGACGAAAGCGACGUGUGUCCAGACGGUCUUCAUGACGGAGAGUCCAGUCUGAUGUCUCCACUGUGUUUGUCAGCGGAGGUUCACGGUGCACUUAUCAACCACAGCGUCCCUGAAAAGGUCCUCAAAAAAACAGAGUUCCCCAGAAAGGAGGCCACAGAUGUGUGCCAUCAGAGUCCGUCUUGGAGAUGCCUGAUAAAAAAGAUACGGCGCGUACAGUCCCGGGCUCUGACAUGCCUCCACAGCCUCCUCUCCACCAUGGACGCGGAGUCUCUGGGAGGACCAGCAGCCCUGCAGGGAGCGGCACAGCACCUGUCCACCUUGGUUUUUGGAGCAGCAGAGAUAUCCAAAGACGAGGAGUUCCUUGAGGCCGUCAUCAGUGCCAUGCGAUCGCUUUUACAGAUGAUCGUCUCUAAAAAUAUCCCCCAGUGCAUGACCCCCCAGCAGCUGAUGAGCCUGAGCGAAGCGGCCACCCGCUGUGACGUCGUCAGCGUGAGGGUCAACGCGGUCGCCAUCCUGGGCAUCACGGGCAGCACUUUAGCCAAAGAGAAAGGCACUGCUGAAACCCUUCAGAUGAUCGGAAACGCCUUACUUGAAGUUGCCACGAGGGACACCGACCUCGUUGUGAACGGAGAAGCCCUCGACGCCCUGUUUGAUGUUUUUGCCGAUGGCGAUGAGGCGGAGACGGCCGCUGCAAACAUUCAGUUACUACCUGCACUUAAAGCACUUCAACCUGUCUUUAAGGCCAAGAUCCGCAAAGAGGGCAGAGGAAAGUACAGCCCUCAGCAGCUGUGCGUGUUGGACAACAUCAAAGUCAACCUGAGAAGAUUCAUUGGUUAUCUGGAGAAGGUGGUGAAAAAAUGAGAGCUUUUCAUCGAUGCGUUACUUCCCAUGCAUUGCUUGGAUGCAUACAGUACUUCAUGCUAGCACAAGCAUUGAACCAGAAAAUGGUUGUGAACCCGAAUGGUAUUUAUUUUCUUUCUAGUAAACCAAAUGCCAAUGCUUGGUUUCAGUGUCUAUAUUCUCUAAAUAACGAUUUACUUUUGUGAAAGUUCUUUUGUGAAGACUGAAUAAUGAGUUCUCAGUCACUUUUGAAUAGAGGAGAUGUGGGGAGCUGAGCUGAUGGCAUGUUUUGACCGUGGUGUCCUUAUUUUAGCCCCAUAUUUCUUCUGUGGGAUUAACAUGUGACGUUUUGCAUUUACAGCAGAACGGAGUGUUAUUGGUAUCAGCUUCACGACUAUAUGUAAAGAGUUUGCUUCAUGGAAUCAUUGUUUUGUUGAAUAAAUAAAUAGUUUAAACACAA
This is a messenger RNA of Solea solea (common sole), 2624 nucleotides long. It is a transcript of the gene heatr3, whose product is annotated as HEAT repeat containing 3. Gene Ontology annotation, biological process: protein import into nucleus; ribosomal large subunit biogenesis. The coding region runs from base 143 to 2185 and encodes 680 amino acids. The record is from RefSeq and is a predicted model, not a curated record. Lineage: Eukaryota; Metazoa; Chordata; Actinopteri; Pleuronectiformes; Soleidae. The transcript has 15 exons.